This is a messenger RNA of Acytostelium subglobosum LB1, 1020 nucleotides long. RefSeq lists its product as hypothetical. NCBI's taxonomy places the organism in Eukaryota, Evosea, Eumycetozoa, Acytosteliales, Acytosteliaceae. The transcript has 6 exons. The record is from RefSeq and is a predicted model, not a curated record. Gene Ontology annotation, cellular component: peroxisomal membrane. The annotation marks the transcript as partial. Gene Ontology annotation, biological process: peroxisome organization.
AUGAAUAAACCAUCAACAUCAAGCAUUCAACACAAGGUUAACUUGUUCCUGAUGGAACAUGGCGAUCAGUUAUCAUUGCUCAAGAACUUAUUGGUGUUUAUACCAGGACGAUUUGGUGACUCUGAGCUCAUGCUUGAAGCAAUAUAUAGCGCAACCAACUUAUUCCAGACUUAUAUCGAUUAUGCAUCUUCAAAGAUGAUGCUGUCACAUAAUCAGUCGACAACAUCUCAGAAUGAAACGGUGCCACCUCCAUACUAUCUACACCUACUUAAAUGGAUUGUAGUAAUACAGAACCUUGAGUUGUGUAUUGAGGUGUUGGCAAGCUCAACAGGCGAUAAGCGUAGGACAAAGUGGCCAGCAAUCAUAACAAUCGAAGCUCUAAAAGCACUACUAAGGAUCAAGUUGUUAUUCAAAACGAAUGGUAACAUGCUGAUCCAUCACUCAUUCCAUGUACCAUCACAGGAUAUCCAGGCACUUGGAAGUAAAUCCAAGAGCAACAUCAUAAACAGAAGGAACCCAUACGAGGGUAGACGACAGACACUACAAGAUCAAUUGCAGUCCGAAGAGAACAAUAAUGAUGCACACGACAACUCCACUCUGAUCCCACUGCUGCCACCAGUCUCGCCAAGAGACUACAACAACAAGGUGAUUGGCGAACUAUUGUAUAUUCUACGCCCGCUCAUCUACGCCGUGCUGCGUUGGAACUGCGGCAAGAAGUCGUGGAGACCGUGGGUCGUGUCCCUGUUGAUGGAGUACGUCAGUCUGGCCGUCAUCGAGUAUGCCACCAUUACCAAACAGGCGACGAUGAGUCAGCUCGAGAUGAUCGAGGUCAAGCGACGUCGCAACCAGUUCAUAUACUACGUACUGCGUUCGCCAUUCUACGACCGCUUCAUCAGCGAUGGUAUUGUCUUUAGGAUACUCAACUUCUUCAAGAAGAUCCCUCUUAUCAAGAUAUUAGUUAACGUGUUCCUCAACUACAUCAAUGUGUUCAGGACAAGAUACUUCUACACAUCUGCAUCA